Messenger RNA from Galleria mellonella (greater wax moth), 2007 nucleotides. RefSeq names its product neuferricin homolog. The record is from RefSeq and is a predicted model, not a curated record. Gene Ontology annotation, cellular component: endomembrane system; membrane. The coding region runs from base 278 to 1057 and encodes 259 amino acids. The transcript has 4 exons. NCBI's taxonomy places the organism in Eukaryota, Metazoa, Arthropoda, Insecta, Lepidoptera, Pyralidae.
UAUAUCAAAUAAAUGUAAAUAAUAAUACUUCAUCGAGAUCGUUGUUUGUUUCUAAUUUUACUUUUCACUUCAUUUUUGUUUAAUUAAUCAAUGAAACAAGCAAAUAAAUUAUAAUAAACUAGACUUCAUUUAUAUAUAUAUCUGUUUAUAAAAAUACAAAUUUAUUUUUUAUAUUUGAACGCUCGAAUCUAAAACAGUACGAGAUAGAAACAAGUGUAUAAAAUAAAAUUUAGGUAUAAUUUAUAAAACAAAUAAAGAAAGCAUUAAGUACCUAACUAUGGUAAAGAUUAUUCCUCUUGCUCUAAGUAAACUAAUUAUUCCAAUUCUAUUAGUUAUAUUGUGUAUUAAAUAUCGCGACCGAUUUGAAUUAUUUUUCUAUAACUUCUUUAAAACUGAUGUUAGAGAUAGUAAUUUGUAUUCAGUUGAACAAUUAGCACUAAACAAUGGCAUCGAUGGAAAUAAAAUUUAUUUAUCAAUAUUAGGGUUUGUUUUUGAUGUCACUUCAGGCACAAAACAUUAUGGAAAAGGCGGCCCAUAUCACUAUUUUGCAGGAAAAGAUGGUUCAAGAGCAUUUGUUACUGGAGACUUCCAGGAUGAGAGUUCAAAUAAAGAUCAUAUAUUAGAUUUAACUUGUAAUGAUUUGUUUACUUUAUUGAACUGGAAAGACACAUUAAGAGAAAAAUAUAAUGAAGUGGGUAAACUAGUUGGUAGAUACUAUGAUAUGAAUGGAAAAGAAACAGAAUAUAUGAAAAUGUUCUAUGAGAGAAUAGAACAGUGUAAAGUGGAGAAGGAUUUAGCUAAAAAGGAAGAAUUAAAGUUUCCACCAUGUAAUAUUGAAUGGAAUGCAGAUACAGGAACCAGAGUCUGGUGUACUAAAACAAGUGGGGGAGUAAAAAGAAAUUGGAUUGGAGUGCCCCGUCUGCUUUAUACACCAGGUGAAGAAACUCCUCGCUGCACAUGUGUGAAUCUUGAAAAUAUUGAUAAUUCUGUAACUUUGUUUAAGGAAUAUGACAAUUGUGCUGUUACUUCUACUUCAUGUUUUGUAAAAAGCAAAUAAAUUGUUAUUAUAUGUAGAAUAUAAGCAAAUGUGAUAUAAAAAGACAAUCAUUGAAUAAUGAAUCUCAAGUAUUAAAUACAAUUUUAAGGUUUCAAACCAACAAAAGAGCUCACAUCUAUUUUUUGUUAACAAUUCACGUUUUAUUUAUAUAAAAGAUUAUAUAUGUACAAAAUACAUAACUUUCCAGCACUAGAUUACCCUACCCGCUAAUCAUUUUCUUGCUUAUUGCAUUAGGUUGACUGGAAGAGAUAGAUUAUAGAUAGAUUUCAGAGAUAACUCCAUCCCUGUUAACAAGUUGUUGAACGAAUAGCUAUAUUUUUGCUUUUUACAAAUGCACAUAUAGAUUUACAUUUUAUCAAGAUAGAUAAAGAAUAAUAUAUUUCCAUGACCCACAUACGUAUCACAUAUAUAUUAUUUAGAGAUGCGUUGUAAGAGAUAAAUUGAAGUAUUUGGUGUGUAUUGUUUGUCUACUAGUAUUAGACAGGUGCAAUGUACUCAUAUGUGUGCAAAUUAUUAUAUUCUUUCAAUGCAAUUCCAUCCAGCCAUCUAUCUAUAAUAGCGCUAAGUUUAUCAUACUAACUAAAGUAACAUAUAAAAUCUCGUAUCACGAUGUUUGUUCACGGUAAUAUCUGAAAUAGUUUAACCGAUUUUAAUGAAGUUUUGUAAAUAUAAGGGGUCCAAUAGAUGGCGGUAAGGAACAAAAAAAUUUGCCAGGUCAGUAUGUAGGUACUUGAUGAAUUUUCCCUCUGGAACCCUCGUUAUAUGAGUCCAACUUUCACUUGACUACUUUUAUUUUGUAAGGAGUUAUCAGAUAUAAGUACUUAGUUCUUUUUAUGAAAAAAUAAGAACUAAUUAAUUUGCAUCAUGUUAUGAAUAUUAAGAAUGAUUUAGUAUUAUUAUUUAGGUAUUUAUUAGUUGUAUCUACUUAAUAAAAAUUUAAUAUAAAAUAA